AUGGCGGGAAGGCACGUCGCCGCCAGACUCGCCCGAUCAUGCCGCUUCCGGCUGGCGGCGCUCCGCCCUCUCUCCUCCGCGUCGGCUGCUGUUGCGGCGGAGAGCGCACUGCCCCUAGCGGAGACGACCGCCGGCGAAGAUCGCGACGGCGGCGUCACAAUGAAAGGGGUUAGGAUCUCCGGGCGGCCGCUGUAUCUGGAUAUGCAAGCGACUACCCCUGUGGAUCCCCGCGUGCUUGACGCCAUGAUGCCCUUCUUCCUCUCCCGUUACGGGAAUCCCCAUUCUCGGACGCAUCUGUAUGGCUGGGAGUCGGAUCAGGCCGUGGAGGUGGCUCGUGCGCAGGUCGCCGCCCUCAUCAAUGCCAACCCUAAGGAGGUCUUCUUCACCUCGGGUGCCACCGAGUCCAAUAACGUGUCCGUGAAAGGGUUGAUGCAUUUCUACCGCAACAAGAAGCGCCAUGUCGUCACGACCCAGACGGAGCACAAGUGCGUCCUUGACUCCUGCCGUCAUCUUCAGCAGGAGGGCUUUGAUAUCACCUAUCUCCCCGUCCAGAAAGACGGGCUUAUCGAUCUCCAGCGUCUUGCGGACUCCAUCCGCCCCGACACGGGCCUCGUCUCCGUUAUGGCCGUCAACAACGAGAUUGGGGUUGUCCAGCCAAUGGAGGACAUUGGUCGCAUCUGCAAGAAGAAGGGUGUAUUCUUCCACACGGAUGCCGCCCAGGCUCUUGGUAAGAUCCCCAUUGACGUCGACAGGAUGAACAUCAGCCUCAUGUCUCUCAGUGGGCAUAAAAUCUAUGGUCCGAAGGGGGUCGGCGCGCUGUACCUGCGCCGACGUCCCAGAGUCCGUGUCGAACCGCAGAUGAACGGUGGCGGUCAGGAACGGGGCAUCCGGAGCGGAACGGUGCCUACGCCGCUGGUGGUUGGAAUGGGGGCUGCGUGUGAGCUGGCGAAGAAGGAGAUGGAGUACGAUGGUAACCGUAUAGAGGCGCUUCAGGAUCGGCUCCUGAAUGGAAUUAGGGAAAAAUUGGAUGGCGUUGUGAUAAAUGGGAGCAUGGAGCACCGUUACGCAGGAAACCUAAACAUAUCAUUCGCAUAUGUCGAGGGGGAAAGCUUGCUGAUGGGUCUCAAGGAGGUGGCAGUGUCGAGUGGCAGCGCAUGCACGAGUGCUAGCCUGGAACCCUCAUAUGUGCUUAGAGCUCUUGGGGUGGAGGAGGACAUGGCGCACACUUCCAUCAGGUUUGGGAUUGGUAGGUUCACGACAGAGGCAGAAAUCGACCGGGCCGUAGAGCUUACAGUCAAGCAAGUGGAGAAGCUGAGGGACAUGAGCCCCCUAUAUGAGAUGGUAAAGGAAGGGAUUGAUAUCAGGAGCAUCCAGUGGACUCAACAUUGA
This is a messenger RNA of Spirodela intermedia, 1389 nucleotides long. Lineage: Eukaryota; Viridiplantae; Streptophyta; Magnoliopsida; Alismatales; Araceae. The record is from the annotation of a GenBank genome assembly.